Prunus mume (Japanese apricot) is the source of this 582-nucleotide messenger RNA. The record is from RefSeq and is a predicted model, not a curated record. NCBI's taxonomy places the organism in Eukaryota, Viridiplantae, Streptophyta, Magnoliopsida, Rosales, Rosaceae.
AUGAAGAAGAAGAAAGAGUUGCAUGACGAAGAAAGCAACAAAGUCAUCAACAUGAGAGCUGUGGCGGCCAAAGAAGCUCCUCAAGAAGAAAAAGCCAAAUGGAAAAUCAUUCGAGAGAAACUUGUCGUGAAACAAGUUUUUGCUCGUGGAGGCUUCGGUACUGUCCAUAAAGGCAUCUACGAUGGGCAAGAAGUUGCAGUCAAAAUAUUGGAGUGGAGAGAAGACGGCCGAACAAAAGCUGAAAUAGCUUCUUUGAAGAAAGAUUUUAGGCAGGAGGUUUCAAUUUGGCAUAAGCUUGAUCAUCCUAACAUUACUAAGUGUAUUGGAGCCACAACAGAUACCGACUCUGCCUCUGUUAUUACUGAGUAUCUUUCUGGAGGAACCCUAAAAGCCUUCAUCAUACAACACCGAAAAAAGAAGUUGCCUAUCAAGACAGUCAAACGACUGGCAGUUGAUCUUGCUAAAGGGUCUUGGAAUGUAAACCCUACAACAGAAAAUGCGACGUUUAUAGCUUCGGGAUUUGCUUGUGGGAGAUGUAUUGCUGCGAUAUGCCCUACCCUAACAUCACAUUCUCCGAAUUGA